GGCCGUUCCCCGCUACGGAAGCUAGGUCCGGCCUGCUGCGCCCAGCCCCUACCUUCAGGCUCGCUCCAACGGGCCGCUUGGGCGGUGUCGGCUCUGUCUGGAUAACACUCGGAAGGAACGCAGCGAAAAUUAAAGAAAGAUGAAGAAACGCCACGGUCACGGACUCCAGUGUGCGUGAAGAUCGGUCGAUCGCGCCAGGGGUGCCUACUAUUGAAGAUGUAGAUGCUUUCCAAGUAAAUAAAGUGUGGCAAAUGUUGCGGGAUAAGCACGCUUCACUAUCCACCCUAGGACACGACUACGAUCCACUUCGGUUUGUCAUCCGAAAUCGGUUUUGACAGUAGUGUUGUCGGUUCCGAGAAGAACUAAAACCAGAGCUGAUGUUGACGCAGUAUUGACACGCGCCCUGUAAUGACGAAGAACUUGAGUCACGCUAUGUCAAUGAAGUAAUGUAUGAUGGUGAGUUACAGUAACAGUUAUUCUUGUGAUGUACUUUUAGACAAGGAAAAUCGAGGAAGUUCAUCAAAAAUCGAACACCCCCCUACCCGGGGCUCCCGGGGAAAUAAGUUGAUUGGUGUGGGCCCCAACCAUUUCGCAUUUCCCCCCCGCGGAGCCCGCCCCGCCAUGCGCUGCCGCUGGCAUGUGUGUCGUUUUUAGUUCUCACGCCUGCGCAUGUACGGGCCGAAGCGAUCCCGGCAUUUGCUCUACAGUCUUGCUCCGGUUCAAAGGUAGGCGCUUAUGAAAGAACAGCCCGAAGGCGUUCGAAGGUGGCGCGCGUUUAAAAUCGGCGCCACUGUUCCGAAAACGUUCCGGGGUCCCAUUUUUUGUCCUGUCGCAGCGCAGAACGCUUCCGCUUUGUCACCUGAAUGCUUUGCGCAGCUCGGAGAAUGUAGAGCAGCGACAUUACAUCCACCAGCAGAACCACCCAGAGCCACAGGAGCAAACGGGCAGCCGCCCAACCCAUGUCCCCGCCCCGCCCCGGAGAAAACAAAUCAUCCAAAAUUUAAAUGUAAUAUGGCAUUCAGAAACGGAAACCUUUUCAACACCCAUACGAAAACGGCGAAUGUUCUGUUGUAGUGGGAGAGUUGUACAGGUAUGAUCCUCGGCGAAAUGCAAUAGAAUACAUCUGCGCAGGACCUGCGCAGAUGUAUUCUAUUGCAUUUCGCCGAGGAUCAUACCUGUACAACUCUCCCACUACAACAGAACAUUCGCCGUUUUCGUAUGGGUGUUGAAAAGGUUUCCGUUUCUGAAUGCCAUAUUACAUUUAAAUUUUGGAUGAUUUGUUUUCUCCAACGGGAGAACAAGCUCGUUGUAAGUACAUAUUACCUUGAAUGA
Molecule: messenger RNA, 1332 nt
Organism: Amoebophrya sp. A120
Lineage: Eukaryota; Dinophyceae; Syndiniales; Amoebophryaceae
Source: the annotation of a GenBank genome assembly